Molecule: messenger RNA, 438 nt
Organism: Cooperia oncophora
Lineage: Eukaryota; Metazoa; Nematoda; Chromadorea; Rhabditida; Trichostrongylidae
Source: the annotation of a GenBank genome assembly
AUGCGGUUCAUGAGUCAAUUGACGUGCAAUCAAGACGGAUCUCCUACCUACAAACCUAUCAUGUCAACCUCAUCCAAUCCCUCAUAUCGACCCGGAUCCGAGGAGAAUUCGCGAGGCAGUACGCAAGCAUCAACGAUACACCCGCUCCCUCCCCUUCCAUGUAUGGAGAAGCUUAGCGAGAACAAUUGUGUACCCGUGAAAACGGAGAUCGGCAAGAAGCACUCUCUUCCGGAAACCACCGAGAACAACUGUCCGGAUUUACUAGCGGCGAACGAUGUCCGCCGAAGACGUCCUGCGAGUCUAUACACAACAAUGCCGGACGUUGUUCGACCGCUUCCGAUUACGGUGAAAGUGCCUCCAGGAGCGACUGAGUGCGACUCCCAAGUGGCACUCAUUCUUGAAGAGAUCGCCACCGAUCCUCAUGUCACAUUCCUCUAG